CAAGUAGAAAAUAUGGGUUCGCUUGUCCUAUGUCCAAUUUGCGUCGAAGUGCUUCUGCUGGUAAAGCUUAGCGAAAGUCGUACGCUUAGGACUGAAAAUUUAGAAGUGAAACACAACAAUAAUGAUGAUUAUUAUCAAGAGGUAAUGGAUAUUUUUAAAUCAAAUGAGCAUCGCCUUUAUUCUGAUGAUUAA
Molecule: messenger RNA, 192 nt
Organism: Funneliformis caledonium
Lineage: Eukaryota; Fungi; Glomeromycota; Glomeromycetes; Glomerales; Glomeraceae
Source: the annotation of a GenBank genome assembly